Messenger RNA from Priceomyces carsonii, 1728 nucleotides. RefSeq lists its product as uncharacterized. The coding region runs from base 1 to 1728 and encodes 575 amino acids. The record is from RefSeq and is a predicted model, not a curated record. The transcript has a single exon. Gene Ontology annotation, cellular component: nucleus. Lineage: Eukaryota; Fungi; Ascomycota; Pichiomycetes; Serinales; Debaryomycetaceae. Gene Ontology annotation, biological process: regulation of DNA damage checkpoint. Gene Ontology annotation, molecular function: protein binding; DNA binding.
AUGGCUCAAUUGACUGAAUUUGAGAAGCAAAGGCAGCAGAAUAUCCAAAGGAAUAAAGAACUUCUUCGAAAGCUUAAUUUAGACUCCCUUGGUAACUCAUUUGUUGAUGAUAGGUCUAAGAAGCCAAAGCAUCCAGCUAAGAGAAGAAAGCGUAAUGAAUCAAGGCUGCCUAGUAAGGAACACCAUGAACCUACAAGAAGGUCUAGUCGUCUAGCUGGUAUUAAAACUGAGAAUUCAGAAGAAUAUAAGAAGCACCAGGAAGAGUUGGAAGAGGCAGACAGGCGAAAGAAAGAAAUUGACAAAUUGAGACUGACAAGAUUGUAUGGCAACUUUAAACUUAUUGAUUUGAUUACAGAUCGUAAACUGGGUGGAUUGAAGUUUGAAGAUAAAGUUAUAAAGACAGAGGGUGAUGUCAAGAAAGAAGGAACACCGCUGUUAGAAGAUAAUGAAAAAGAUAUCAACAUAGCCGACGAUAACAAGGUGUUGGGAAUUUUAAAAGAGCUCGGAGGGAAAUUUUCAACUGGUGAUUUCUAUGAUAUUAUUAGGAAAAACCCCUUAGAAUGCAACGAUAGCCUCCUAGAGUCUAAAAGGAAAGAGUUUGAUGAUUUAAAGAUUUACGGACGAUUUGAUCCCCUUGAUAUUAAAAUAACGCAUAACAGAAUUACUGCAAUUAAUUUUCACCCCACAGAAACUGACAGAAUUAUAUCUGCUGGCGAUACUUCUGGACACCUAGGCAUAUGGGCCGUUGACUCUUCAAAAGAUGAAGAAUGGCCCCUAAUCACUAUUUUAAAACCGCAUGGGAGAAAUAUUUCACGAGUUUUGACUUCCUCUAAGUCUCCUUCAAAAAUAUUUUCUAGUUCCUAUGACGGCUCCGUUCGACAACUUGAUCUUAAUAAGCUAGAGUCAAGUGAAACUGUUUAUUUAAGCGACCCAUACGAAUCAAAUGAUUAUCCUUUGGGAGUUUCAGAUAUUAUGUUUCCCCUGGACAAUCCUAAUUUACUUUAUAUGACGACGUUGACGGGAAAUUUUUAUAGGCAUGAUUUAAGAACAGCUUUCAAAUUCACUGAAAAGGCAUCUUUAUUGAGACUUCAUGACAAGAAGAUUGGCUCAUUUAGCAUUAAUCCGAAUGUUUCGUAUCAAAUUUCAAGCGCAUCACUCGAUAGAACGUUGAGAAUAUGGGAUUUAAGAAAUGUAUCAAAAUCCAAUGGAACGUGGUCAGAAUUCGAAGAUCAGAAGUCUCCACUUAUUUGCGAUAGUUACUCGUCAAGGCUUUCCAUCUCGUGUGUUGACUGGAGCUCAAGUAAUAAAUUAGUGUGUAACGGCUAUGAUGAUACUAUAAACCUAUUUGAUUUAAAUGAUUCUAUUAUGACCAAUUCUUCGAAAGAUCUCCUGAAGAACUCAAAGCUGCAAUUGAAGGAGGAUCCUGACAGUUCGUUGAUUCCAAACAGUUUGAAGCCGUUCAACAGAAUUAAGCAUAACUGUCAAACCGGGAGGUGGGUAUCAAUUUUGAAGUCUAAAUGGCAAUCUUUACCUAACGAUGGUAUUCAAAAAUUUGUGAUUGCAAAUAUGAAUAGAGGUUUAGAUGUCUAUGAUGACAACGGCUCGAUAUUGGCUCAUUUGACAGAUCCAGAAAAACUAGGAGCCGUUCCAGCCGUUAGCACCCUUCAUCCAUCCAAAAAUUGGGUUGUUGGCGGAAGCGCUAGUGGAAAGCUUUACUUAUUUGAAUAA